Molecule: messenger RNA, 342 nt
Organism: Adineta ricciae
Lineage: Eukaryota; Metazoa; Rotifera; Eurotatoria; Adinetida; Adinetidae
Source: the annotation of a GenBank genome assembly
AUGGAUGCUACACAUGCAAAUGAAACCAAAAAUUGGGAUAUUGAAAUGCAACAUGCUUGUCCUGGAAUUUCAUCUUCACAAAAAUCUCGACAUGGUCGUCACCGUCAUUCUCGUCAGAUCACGUAUGAACAAGAUGCACUUCGGCGACAGAGCCAACAACAAGAGUUGGAAAUCAUCCGACUACAAAGUUUUAUCCAGAAAUUUCGUGAUUUCACGAAAAAGCUCGACGAUGAAGUGGAAACUAUGGUCCACGGUACUUGCAGGGUACAAGCUUCAUUGGAAGAUAUCGACUGCAAACGAAGAGUGGAGAAGUUACGACACGAACAAAGAGAACAUAUUUAA